Messenger RNA from Prorocentrum cordatum, 528 nucleotides. NCBI's taxonomy places the organism in Eukaryota, Dinophyceae, Prorocentrales, Prorocentraceae. The record is from the annotation of a GenBank genome assembly.
GCCAAAGCCAAACUCGAGAACGAAGUUCGACGUAGAUCGGAGAAGCACCGUGCUCCGAAAGCGAAUUCUUACGCUCUACACUCCAUGUCCAUCCAGAUGUUCGCCCAGACGGCGGAGUACGAGGCGCCCUGCAGCGCGACGCUGGCUGCCCGUCCGCCUCCGGGUCUCGUGGAGGAAAUCGACGUCGCCGCGUGGGGCGGCGUUGGUGCUCGCAUCUUCUGGGCCCUCGAGGCCUGCGAGGACGAUGAAGAGUUCGUCGAUUUUGUCUCAUGGAAGCGCGCCGCCGAGCCCCCCGAUGCGGAGACCACGAGCACCGCUGGCAGCGAUUGCGCCAGCGACGCUGACUGCGGAGGCCAUGGUGCCUCAACCGCGGACACCAGCGCUGCAGACGAUCAGUCCGAGGCUGAUGCCGACAUCGACGUCACUGCGUGGCAGGGCGUGGGCAAGCUCAUGUGGACCGCGCUGGGCAGCUUCGAGGACGAGGACGACGACCCACUGCAGCGGCGGCUCCUCCAGCAGGCUCCGUGA